This is a messenger RNA of Photinus pyralis (common eastern firefly), 929 nucleotides long. Its product is annotated as EF-hand calcium-binding domain-containing protein 1-like. Lineage: Eukaryota; Metazoa; Arthropoda; Insecta; Coleoptera; Lampyridae. The record is from RefSeq and is a predicted model, not a curated record. The transcript has 3 exons. Gene Ontology annotation, molecular function: calcium ion binding. The coding region runs from base 99 to 773 and encodes 224 amino acids.
GUAAUACACCUGUCGCACUCAUCAACUCAAUACACUUACAGCUAAAGAAGAAUCUAACCACUGAUAUUUAUCAAGUGUCUAUAUCUACUUAAGUAGGUAUGUCUGGAAUUGAACAUAUGGAUUUAAGCAUCACCACAUCGGAAGAAACCAGGUUCAUGAAUAAGCAUCUUAAUUUAAUCAGAACAAUGUCUAACAAGUAUAAAUCCUCUUUUCACGAGGUAGCGGGUCUGGUAAUAAUAUACUACAAAUUUCAAAUUCAACCCGAUGGAAGUGAAAAAGGCAUGACAAAAAGACAAUUCAUAAAUUUUCUACACAAUUCGUUAGAUAUAACUGAUGAGAAAUUGAGAAGACACAUUCUUUCUGCCAUAGAAGUUAACCGUCAUCCUACGCCCAUCUUAACAAUGAAAAGUUGGCUAUCUGUAAUGUUAAUUUUUUUAAAUGGAGAACUGAAGAGUAAAGUUAAUCAUUGCUUUAAGGUUUAUGAUGUAUUUCAAAAUGGUUCAAUAAGCAAGCGAAACAUGGAAUAUUUUCUAGAAGAUGUAUUUAUUGGAGAGAAUACUGAAGAUUCACGGGAUAUAAAACUAGAGUUUGUGGAUAUGUUGCUUAGAAAGCUAGACGUGGAGGGCAAUGGAGAAAUUUCUCGUGAAAAUUAUGAAAGUUUCGCACUUGAAAAUCCAUUGGGAAUGGAGUUACUUGGACCCUGUUUACCAAGUAGAUAUGCUAUUCGUGGAUUUUUGAGCACAUUUCACCCAUUCGUUAGGAAUGUUCGUUGAAUCAAAUCAGCAGCUGGUGGACUCGUCACUUUAGUUUAUGGUUCUGAAUUAGGUACCCACCUGUAUUCAAUGUUAAGGUUACAUGGUUAAGAUUAUUUUCUAUUUAUAUUCAUUUACUUGUUAUUACCUAUACCUAUACUUUAUGUAUCACACUUA